This is a messenger RNA of Anarrhichthys ocellatus (wolf-eel), 2223 nucleotides long. RefSeq names its product nuclear casein kinase and cyclin-dependent kinase substrate 1a (gene nucks1a). The transcript is spliced from 8 exons. Gene Ontology annotation, cellular component: cytoplasm. The record is from RefSeq and is a predicted model, not a curated record. Gene Ontology annotation, molecular function: double-stranded DNA binding; single-stranded DNA binding. NCBI's taxonomy places the organism in Eukaryota, Metazoa, Chordata, Actinopteri, Perciformes, Anarhichadidae. The coding region runs from base 290 to 1216 and encodes 308 amino acids. Gene Ontology annotation, biological process: interstrand cross-link repair; double-strand break repair via homologous recombination.
CACCCCUCGAGGCCGCAGCGUUUGGUUGCACACGGGCUGCAGUUUCAGUUUGUUUUAUUCACCAUUUUGAGUAGCCGAGGGUAAAAAAAAAAAUUAAGAAUAUUUGCGUUUGGAGGACGAGUCGCCGCCGUACUUUUAUUUUCACGCGCUAGCUCGGACGGCGGAGUUGUGCGCAAAGCUCGCGCCCCUCGGUGUUUCGCAGAGCGGGAACCAAUAUUUUUUUUCACUGUGCUGCUUCUUCUCCCCCCCUUCUUUCUUACAUCCUUAACCUCUACAGUAUUCCUGCAAAAUGUCAAGACCAGUGAGAAACAGGAAAGUGGUGAACUACUCACAAUUCAACGAGUCUGAUGAUGCAGAUGAGGAGUAUGGUGAGAAUAAGCCCAAGAAGGUGCGCGCAACCCCUCGUGAGCCCAAGCACAAGCGCUCAAAGAACUCACAGGAGGAUAGUGAGGAGUCUGAUGAGAAGCUCACCAAACCCAAAAAUGAGUCAGCAGAUGACUUUGGCAGCGAGGAGGAAGACAACGACUUUGGCGAGGAGGAGGAGGAAGACGGGGGAAGCGACUAUGAAGAAAAAAAAGGCAAAAAGGGAAAGAAAGCCGCCAAGGUGGAGAAGCCCGCCAAGAGAGGGCCGAAGAGAAAACGGCCUGCAGAUGACAGUGACGACGAGAAGGAAGUGAGUCGAAAGCGCACAGUGCGCCAGGCGGCCUCCAAGGCCGUGUCCAAACAGAGGGAGAUCCUGCUGGGAGAUGCAGGCAGCGAGGACGAGGAGCACGAAGACCAGGAGGAGCCCUACAACGACCCUGACGAGUCCGGCAGUGAUGAGGACUUCACGGUGGAGGACGAUGACGACAGUGACUAUGGUCGCUCCAAGAAGAGGGGCAAGAAGGUGAUCCGACGGGGACGGCCGGACAAGAAGGAGAAGAAAAGCCCCAAGCCCCGACUAAAGGCCACAGUGACCCCCAGCCCGAUGAAAGGAAAGGGGAAGGGGCGCCCGAGCGCCAAGGCCCCCGAGAAGAGCUCACCCAAAGAAGAGGAAGAGGAGGACCCCGAGAGUCCCCUAGAGGAGGAGGAGGAGGAGGAGGAGGUGGUGGAGAAGAAGAAGGAGACCUCCCCUGCCCCCAAGACGACGAAGGAGGCCCCGGGAGGAGACGAGGAGGAGGACGAGGAGGAGGAGGAGGACGGCUCAGAAGAGGAGGCGCCCUCUGGAGAAGACUAGAAGUACCCGCUGAAGCCCAUCUCCUCUCUCUCUCUCUCUCUCUCUCUCUCUCUCUCUCUCUCUCUCUCUCUCUCUCUUUCUCUCUCUCUCUCUCUCUCCCCUCAAAAGUUCUUGUUUUCUUUCGUUGCUCUGCGUUUUAGAAUAAUUCUUUUUGUUUUAUCUCCUGGUGGCCUGGCUCAAUGGUUUGGACUUGGUGUGCUUCUUUUUUGGUUGUUUUUUUUUUUCCUCCCCGCCAACCAAGACAUUGUGCUGAUUACCGUGCGGCGUAUGUAAGGAGUCAGCCCUCCUGUCACCACCAUCUACAUCCUGCAUCCUAGUGUGAAUGUGUCUGCCUUUACCCAGAGCUCCGUGCUAGUGAGCAUCCGUCCUGAGUGUGAACAAAACCACUUCCCCUUGUUUGUCUCCCCCCCAUGACUGGCUGUCCAGUUUACUCUGUGUGCGGUUACUGUGAGUAUUGUCCGGGGCUUUCUCGGUAUCGGAUACUAAAGCGCCGUAUUUACAAAGCGACGCUUGAGUCAACACGCGCGGGCCUACGGGCCUUUACCCUCUCUUUGGUACCUUGUACUUUUAAACCAGGAGCAUGUUUCUUAACAGGGCAGCGUUAUCUAAAUAGUUAUUUUACAACCUGUUCUGUCAGUUAAAGCAGCUUUCAUUUUCCUUUUCGUUAUUUGUUUAGGUCACUGCUGUUUCAGACUGUAUUGGUGCUGAACUCUUGUUGUGUGGCUGCUGCUGCUGCUUCGUAGAUCAGUUCAACCCGUUUAAAGGGGCGCUGUGUGGAGUGGUGGGUCACCGCUGAGUGUUUGCUACACGCCGGACUGCCACUGUCGCACAUUUCCAGCGAGCAUGUGUGUGUUUUUAUGCACUUGUUUAAAUGUGUAUGCUUGUAAGAGGGUCUGGUAUUAUUUUUCUCUCUCAGCCCAUCUGCAGCCGAUGUUAAACAGUUUCUGUUGUUGUGUGUUGGGUUUUCUUUACGGCGCCCCAUUGCUACGUGAAGCAAACCCCGCCCC